Cadophora gregata is the source of this 13264-nucleotide messenger RNA. RefSeq lists its product as uncharacterized. The record is from RefSeq and is a predicted model, not a curated record. NCBI's taxonomy places the organism in Eukaryota, Fungi, Ascomycota, Leotiomycetes, Helotiales, Ploettnerulaceae. The transcript has 4 exons. The coding region runs from base 3488 to 13132 and encodes 3214 amino acids. Gene Ontology annotation, cellular component: extrinsic component of membrane. Gene Ontology annotation, biological process: late endosome to vacuole transport; mitochondrion organization; protein retention in Golgi apparatus.
AGGGGACUCUGCAAGCAGCCAAUAUAUCUGUGCUACGGAAGAUAAACUGAAUGAUGUUUGACUACCUAUCCUUCUGACCUGCCUACCUUGUAUUAUCUUUACAGCACUAUCUACUGCCUCGGCCGAAAAGUCUAAGAAUAGUUCUCAGCUCGACGAAAUAUGUCUUGUCGGAUAUUAAACGAUAAUAUGCCUCUCAUCACUAGAUAUCAUCACAACUGCUGAGGAUAUCUGACACAAGAUGAACAGAACUAAGCACUAGCCCAUAACAAAAUAAACGAUAUUUUCAGAGAUUUAUCAAUAAUACAACCUAAAAAUCAAGCCGAUGCAAAGCAAAUGUCACAGCACAGCCUUCCCGUCUCCUUCGAUAAGAAGCCCGAAAGCCUCCCAAUACCGAGGAAGUAAUCGACGCCCUCGCUGUUGCUCUCGUCAUCUGAGCCGACUCGGGUUCAUUGUCGGGUCGGUAGAGAUACAUGCAUUUAGUCGGACGGAGGAACUAUUGACCCAGCUGCUUGGGUUUUGGUCCUUCGUUUGUCGGUUCGGCUGAGUGAUGUAAGGUGAGAUGUGGUGAGCGUGCGCCACUGUCAGCCCUAAGAAAAUGAUGGCCGACCUUUGGGAUUUUGCUUCUGGAUUAGGAGAGAGUUCGAGUAUCGACCCCAGCGCUGUUCUUGACAGAGCCGAGACGGAGGCAGUCAAGCUCUCCUAGAAUAUGGUGGAGUUUGUAACAUUCUAACAUGUUAACCUUUGCCCGACGAAGUGCUCGGUCAUCCUUGCGUCUUUUUGAUUGCCAUGACCUUUCAAGUCAACACACUUCGUUCGUAAUAGUAAGAUGCAUUGGUACAGAGAAUGUUCGGUACGUUGGAGUAUCCACACAAGCUCACAGUCAGUGGUAAGCUGCGCUUAAGACCGUUUCUCGCAGGCUGGAUUCACCGACAAUGAGGUAUCUCGGAGCUGUAUGGACCAGCAAGACUAAAGAAAGUUCUAAGGCAAGAGUAGAGAAAUAAUAUGGAACGAUGCCCAACAAUGCGCGGCGAAACAAAGUCUGGCAGUUUGACUUGGGUAGAAACUUCUCUGCUGGUGCACUCGCAGCUACACCAAUCUGAUGUUUAACCACUGGAGGCACAUUGGAGCUUGAAAGACCUCAAGCCCCGUAAAUCUCAUAAACAUAGGCGGGCCAGAGUCUGGAGGGUCCGAGAUCUACAAGCGUUGCUAAAAUGGUUUGUUGUCUUGCUCUAGGAGAUUGUUGACGGUUGAAUACAGGAAAGUAAAUGUCGGUCAUAAUUAGGGCGAGGCCCUCCCCAAGGACGCCAGAGAUUGUUGUGUCAUGCCAAUCUGUUCCUCCAUGAUCUUCCCCUUUGCUUGAUAAACACAUGAUACGACGAGAAUUGCGAGUCCUAUCAAAUGAUAGCUUUGACGAAAUUGGAUAUUGACUGUAGGAAAAGGCGGUGUAUAUACAGUGCUUUACUCGAAAUACAGUGCGCGACUCAUUUCUUCCCCUUCUUGUCGUCCUUCUUGCUAUCCUUCUUUUCGUCGCCCUUGUCAUCUUCUCCGUCGUCGGAUUCUUCAUCGUCCUUCUUCUCAUCCCCCUCUUCGCUAUCAUCUCCUUCAUCCUCCUCCUCGUCUUCAGCAGCAAGAGCUUUGCGUCUCUCCUUCUCCUCACGCUCAAGCGCCACCCACUGUGCAUCUUUAUCGCUUUUGACGUAGUCCACGGGGCUCUUGAGAGUGUGGUCUGCAGUAAUAAUCUUUCCUCUGCCAACCAAGCUUAUGACGAUGGAAGCACCGACGAAGAAGGUCAGGACAAAUCGGUAGAUGGAGUACCAUGGAGGGAACCAUCCUCGAGCUGUGGCUCUUGCAUCUGCGAAGUACAGGAAAUUGAAAGCCAAGAAUUGAGUUAUAAGGGCGUACUCCACGGGCAUGAAGAUAGUUGGCCACGCAACUGCUGGCGCAAUGACUCCGUACAUGUAUCGGCGGUAAGAGUGGUAGCCACCGAAUCCCGAGUACUCCAUUCCCCAAUGGAUAGCUCCAAGAAAAGAGAUGAUCUAGGACUUCAUGAGCAUAAGGAGAGGGUUUGCGAGAUUCUAAUACUUACGACUGCCCCCCAACCAAUCUGGAUUGGGGUCACUAGGUCAAGGAGUUGGUGCGCUGUCUCCGGGCUGAACAGAUAGCCAGCUCCAGUGCUGUGGGCGUGGUUGAUAUCAUACGAGAGGAAAACGGUCGACAUAGAAGUUGCGGCAUACGGAAGAAUACCAGCUGCGCCAAUAUACAAAGACUCCUUGGGAACUUCUGCUAGCGAGAAGGUUUCUCUGAUGGUUUCAAGGUCUGACUUCAAUCCCGCAGUCAUCUCCCCACCAGAUUCUUGCUUUGGAGCUUGGCCUUGCUCGAAAACAUGGCGAACAGAUGAUCCAGCAGAUACCUCAUCUGGAUCGGGCUUGAUAACCUUAUCUCCAAGCGUUUUCUCAGCCUUGGUGUCAAUAUUGUCGAGAGGAGGGGUGGAUUUCGUUGCGUAGAACACCGUCGCAGUUGGCGGGCGAGACAAAGCGGCCAGGAUUUGGGGACGUUUAUUGCUCAAUUGACGGAAGGGAGGGGUGUGUCGGAAUUGAGAUGAAGCUGCACUGUAGCUAGAUCUGGCCGUAGGAGCUGUGGUAAAGCUUCUCAGCAAUGAUCUCGCCGCUGGUGACCGGAACAUCGUGACGGGUUGGUAGCUAGAGCUGGAGCUAUGGGCAGCGGAGGCUUCCCCGCUAUCUGGCUGAUGCGCUCGAUGCGCUGGAUGGUCGAUAAGAAAGUCAAUUGACGACCCGCAAAGCUACAAAGUAGACGUGAAGGGGACAGAGACACGAGGGAGUGUGACAAAAGAAGUAGAAGUGAGGGUAUUCGGACGCAGAGAGGGGGUGGAGAUAAAAGCUAGGAAGCUGGGUUGUUGCUCCUCGUGGUACUGGUACAAGUACGAGUACUGCUCGCCCUCUCCUCUCUAGCUCAGCCAGCGCUUGCCCGAAAUAGUUGGAGGGAGCUCUCUCCUCACGGCAAAGCCUAUGACGUGGGCGAUCAACAGCAGUCAAAAAUAAGCGAAGGGGCGCAAGGAGAUCAGAGCCAAGGAAUGAAUGGGUGGAAGACCAAACUGACUGGCGCGACUCAGUGAAGUGAGAAAGAUUAAUUGCAGGCAGAAGGAUCCGCGAGGUCUCCUCAUCCUCAAUAAUUUUACAACUGUUUGUGGCUUUCGCAUCUGUUGCGCAAAUAAUACUUGCAACUUCGUCAGCAUCUUCCCAAACACUGCAAGUGGGUUGACCCUUCUUUCCUCCAACGCGUCACGACUCCACGAUACCCCUUUGACCUUGAACGGACAAGACAGUCGAUCUUCACGACUGCCAUGACCUGAAUCCCUACUCUGCAACAACCUAUAGCUAUUGCUGCGCAUUCGCAGAUGCAGAUGACGACGCCUCGGCACACAUUUUGAUCGAGCACCCCGCCUGGGUAACGGCAGACAUCAUUCGAGAUGUUGGAAGGACUUGUAGCCUCGUUGCUUAAUCGCUUCUUGGGCAUGUACAUCAGGAACUUCGACCCAAAACAACUAAAUGUAGGAAUUUGGUCCGGAGAUGUCAAGCUUCGGGAUCUCGAAUUACGAAGGGAGGCUUUGGAUCAGCUCAAGCUUCCGAUCAAUGUGGUGGAAGGACAUUUGGGACAGCUCACACUGAAGAUUCCAUGGUCAAAUCUGCGGGGACAGCCGGUGCAAGUCUACAUCGAGGAUGUGUUCGUGCUGGCAGCCCCUAAAGAGGAUGCAGAAUGGGACGAGGAGGAGGAAGAGCGCAGGAGGCAGGCUGUCAAGAUUGAGAAGCUAGACAGUGCAGAAAUGCUGAAAGACCGCAACCAAGAAGGCAUGAGCCAAGAGGAACAACAGAAGAGUCAGAGCUUCACGGACAGCUUGGUCACCAAAAUAGUCGAUAAUCUCCAGAUCACCGUCAAGAAUAUUCAUGUCAGAUACGAAGAUUCCAUAUCAGCACCAGGCCACCCAUUCGCUCUCGGUCUGACCCUUCAAGAAUUCAGUGCGAUCAGUACGGAUGGAAAAUGGAAGCCCACAUACAUCCAAGAUACAGUUGGGCCUACACACAAGCUUGCCACAUUGGGUGCUUUGGCUGUGUACUGGAAUACUGAUACCCCUCUGCUAGGAACUGGUAGGGAGGCGGAGGUUCCUGGAGCAGCCGUCGUGCCUCACGAUGAAAUGCUUGAAAAGUUUAGAGAGAUGAUUGUGAAGGGAGAACACCCGGAUACUGGAUCUCAUCAAUUCAUUCUCAAGCCAGUCAGCGGCCAAGCAAAAAUCGAGAUGGACAAAUCUGGCAAAUCCGACCGACCACACAUCAAGGCUGGGCUGAUAUUUGAUGAAAUUGGCUUGGUUUUAGACGAUGACCAGUACCGUGAUGCUCUGAUGAUGGUAGACUUGUUUCACUACUUCAUUCGCCACCAAGAAUACAAGAAGUUACAGCCUAAGGGUGUUACGCCAAAGGAGGAUCCUAGAGCGUGGCUUAAGUUUGCUGGUAAUGCCAUUCUGAGUAAGAUCCAUGAUCGUAAUCGACGCUGGUCUUGGGCCUUCUUCAAGGAGAGAAGAGAUGACAGAAUUCGGUACAUUGAACUCUUCAAGAAAAAGAAGAAGGCAGAGGCUCCAUUACCGGCGGAAGAAGCCACGGAGCUCGAGAAACUCGAAUGGAAGUUGAAUUACGAAGACAUGCGGUUCUGGAGGUCUCUGGCUAGAAACCAAUUAAAGAAGGAAAAUAUCGGUGUUAAGAAGACUCAAACGGCGAAGAAGUCCCAAGGUUGGGUUGCUUGGGCGUGGGGCUCGAAGCCUCAGGAAGAAGAGGAAGAUCCCGAAACAACAAUGUCCGAGGAGCAGCGCAAAGAACUGUACGAUGCCAUCGAUUGGGAUGAGAAGACUGCUCUAGCGGAAAGUGUCGACCUGCCCAAGGAUUCUGUCAAGAUGCAAAUCGACGCCUCCCUGAACACUGGUAGCUUUACCUUGAAGCGUGAUCCGCACGACAAUGUAGUUGAGGUCCUGAGUUUGUACUUUGAUGGCUUCCGCGCCAAGUUUCUUCAAAGGCCAGAAUCAUUUCUAGCCGAUGUCAGUCUCAACGGACUGAGAGUCAACGAUGGCACCACGCCCGACAGUCUCUUUACACAAAUUGUUCGUGUCAAGGAUGCACCCGAUACGCCAACCAAGAAGAUCGACAUCGAUAGCGAAGAUGUGGCAGAGAACUCCAUUGACCCCUUCUUUCAAUUCCAGUUUGAGAAGAACCCACUGGACGGUGCGAGCGAUCUUGCACUGACUGGUAAAUUAAAGCCGCUGGAAAUCAUUUGGAAUCCUCAUUUUCUGGUUGGAAUCAUUCAGUUUUUCAAGCCUCCAGAGCGUCACAUGGAGUCCAUUGGAGCACUCAUGGAGAGCGCUGGUGCGACUGUUGAGAGUUUACGGCAGCAGACCAGAGCCGGGCUUGAAUUUGCUCUGGAAGAGCAUAAGACCUUGAAUGCCAAAUUGGAUCUUCAAGCACCUCUAAUAAUUGUUCCUGAGAGUAUAACUACAAGAAAUACGAUGUGCUUGAUUUUGGAUGCUGGUCAUAUCAGUGUCAACAGUCAGUUAGUCGACAAAGAUACUAUGAAAGACGUGCAGGCAAAACAGAGGCAGUCAUACACUGACGAGGACUUCAAACGGCUCGAGUCCUUAAUGUACGACAAGUUCCAAGUCAAGCUUUCGUCUACUCAAGUCUUGAUCGGGCCUUCAAUCGAGGAAACAAAGGCUCAGCUCGACAAUAGAGAUGAGUCAAAAUCGAUGCAUAUCGUCGAGCAGAUUAACAUCGACUUCAUGGUGGAAACCUCGAUAAUUCCCAAAGCACCUAACUUAACCAAAGUACGAAUCUCUGGAAACCUUCCAGUAUUACAUGUUGCCGUAUCGGACAAGAAGUACAAGAGUUUGAUGAGGAUCAUCGAUGUCGCCAUUCCAAAUCUAGAUGACGAUGAGCUACCUGCCCAGACAGCUGUCACAGAGACGGACAGGGAUGCGAAACGGCCUCGUGCUCAAAGCACUGUGUCUAAGUCAGAUAAGGCACGGAAACGAAAGUCGACUGCUUCCUUCCAGUUUUCUACGCAAGAAGCUGUUAUAAUACAAGAAGACGCAGACUCUGACGAUGAGGCCGUAUUCCAAGAUGCGGAGAAUGGAAAUACAACCGAAAAUCUAAAGGUCCAACAGCGUAAUUUUGAGCUGAAGUUCGAUGUUGAUCGUCUUCAGGGCUCGUUAUACAGAAGCGAUCCAGAAGGCAAGAAACCAGACCAGCUUUUAGUUGAGCUAGUUGCUGAGAAUUUUGGACUCAACCUAUGCGUGCGACCAUAUGACCUGAUCAUUGAUACAUCUCUGGAGUCCUUGGUCGUUGAUGACUAUGUCGAGAAUCCAUCGGCGGAGUUCAAAUCAAUCGUGUCUUCUGGCGAUGCUGAUUCAAAGGAUCACAAAGAUCUCGUGCACGUCAAAAUCAUCAAAGUCAAACCCCAGUCGCCCGAGUUCAUGCCCAAAUAUGAAGGUGUGGAGAUAAAUAUUGAUGUGGCUAUAUCCACGAUCAACCUCGUUGUCACUCGCAAGACUCUCCUGACGCUGCUUGACUUCAUCCUCAUCACGUUCGCGAAUAAUGAUGCGCAGCCAGCCGAAUCUUCGCCCAGAGAAAUCAUGGACACUGAAAACGAGGAAGACGCCGUGGCUGCCUCUCCAGCACCAAAAGCAGACACUGGGUCGAUUCGUAUCAAAGUAGACUUAAAGAGCAUCCGUCUUAUUCUGAACAAUGAUGGCAUUCGACUUGCUACUUUAUCACUCAACGCUGCAGAUGUCGGUAUUUUUGUAAUGGGCAAGACCUUACGAAUUGCUGCUAAGCUUGGGGAUCUUUCAUUAUUGGACGAUAUCAACCAAGGCGCAUCUUCUGAUUCAAACUUACGGAAGCUGAUCACCAUCCAAGGCGAUGACCUGGCUGACUUCCGUUACGAGACCUUCGACCCUGAUAGUGGGGAUGCGUAUCCGGGAUACGAUUCCUCAAUCUAUCUCCGCGCAGGAUCCAUCAAGUUGAACUUCCUGGAGGAGCCUUUCCGAAAGAUUAUCGACUUCUUGGUUAAGUUUGGCAAGAUGCAGGCUAUUUUUAAUGCUGCCAGGCAAGCUGCAGCAAAUCAAGCUUCGCAGAUACAGCAGAAUGCAAACCGUAUGAAAUUCGACAUCAACAUCAAAACUCCAAUUGUUGUUUUUCCUCGAGUCAUGAUGGCCGGACAGCCUAGACGAGAUCUUCUCACAGCUUAUCUCGGAGAAAUCUAUGCUGAGAACAAGUUUGUGCCUAUUGAUGAUUCACAGGAUGCAAUCAUCGCCAUGAAGCUAUCAGCUGGUAUCAGGAAUGUUCGCCUGACCUCAGACUUCCACUUCUCAGAGGACAGAGCCGAAGAAUUGGAGCUCAUCGAUAAAGUCGAUCUCGGCUUCCAAGUGACCUACGCCGAGCAUAUCGAAGGUGUCAAGCGGCCAGACACUGAGAUAGAGGGCAACAUGACCGACUUCAAUCUGCGCAUAACACAAACCCAGCUCAAGUUCCUGCUGGAGCUGGCCAAAUCCGUUCCAGCUGCUUUUGCGGUUGACGCAGAGGAGAAUGAGCAACAAGCAAUGGACGAUGUACCCAAGGCAACCUUGAAGAAGGCCAAGACUAUCGAGGCUAAGCCAGAGAAUGCUGACGGCGAAAUCAAUGGAGACAAACAAUUAGUUGACCUUGGGCCAGAGCUGGGCGUAGACUCAAAAAGCUGGACAAAACUUGACCUUGCUUUUCAUGUUCACACCAUUGGCCUGGAACUGAUCUUGGCAAAGGAGGAUGAGCCUGUAGGGGAUCUAGAAGCGUCGAGUCUCUCAAAAUUCUCUCUCGAUGAUACCAAAGUCAAGCUUCGGAUGAUGACCGACGGUUCUCUAGAAUCUGAGUUAUUAAUUCAGUCCUUCACAAUACAGGAUAGCAGAACAAAAUCGACGAACAAAUUCCGCAAAAUUAUGACGUCCUCAAACAAGGAUGUUCAGCAAUUCAUGGCGAGCGUCACUAUCUCAGGCGGAAAGGAGCGCAAUCUCAUUGCCAUUGUGGCGAUCGAUAGCCCUCGAGUGAUCUUCGCAUUGGAUUAUCUUUUCGCCAUCCAAGCAUUUGUUGCGGGAGGUCUGGCCGUCGAAGAGCCAAUGAUACCAGACGACGAAAGCUUGCUCGAGUCUCAAGAUGACACUGACAACGACUCAGUCGCACCUACUGCUGGCUCAAGACCCUUGCCCAGUCGUAUGAAGUCUUCAAGAUCCGUGGCAAAUAGCCCUUCUCCAUCAUCUUCUCGAGCUGAGGAAUCUCCUAUGACUAUUGCCUUCAGAGUCAAUGUCGUGGACGCGCAGAUCAUUCUGAUCGCUAACCCGCUCAGUUCCAGCUCGGAAGCUAUUGUUCUUGGGACGAAGCAGAUUCUGAUGUCUCAACAACAUGCUUUGACAUUGCAGGUCUCUAAGAUGGGGAUGUUUCUAUGCCGUAUGGAUCGUUUCGAAGAUUCUCGUUUACGGAUCCUCGAUGACUUUUCUCUCCAGAUGUCGAUGGACAGCUCCAAAGAGAAUCUUUCAAGCAUCCACAUUGACGUAGAGCCGCUUGUGUUACGCUUAUCUCUUCGAGAUAUUCUACUGGCUCUGCAGAUUGUCAGCAAAGCCUCUGAGCUAUCUGGCCAGGACGUUGAUGAUGAACACAAGCCGUCCACUUCAGACGUGAAGUCAAAACACCUGAAAGGUUCUGAUAAUAGGACUUUGAAGCGCCGCACAGCCAGUGGAAAGGGCGCAUCGACGAUGGGAAAGAAAACUAAAGCUGCUACCACGGCACCUUCAAGGCAGUAUGAGCUGUCUGGCGUAAAUCGACUGGUACAGAAACACGAGGAACUCAGUGCUACUCUUGAUGGCAUGAGAGUGAUUCUGAUAGGGGAUCUUCAUGAAUUGCCCAUCUUGGAUCUUAGUAUCAAGGGCUUCACUGCCACAGCAGCUGACUGGACGAGCAAUCUCUCUGCGGAAGCCAACGUUGACAUGUUUAUCAAUAUUUACAACUUCUCAAAAUCUGCUUGGGAGCCUCUGAUUGAGCCCUGGCAGCUAGGACUCCAGGUGUCGAAGGAGGCCAACUCAAACCGUAUGGCUAUUGAGUUGUCCUCUCAGAAAGCUCUCGAGCUCACAGUAACUUCGGCGACCAUUGCACUUGCUUCAAAAUCUGCUCAGUUUCUGACUCAAGAAGAGGAUGUGCUCUCCAAGCCCCGUGGAGCCGAGGCACCUUACAGAAUUCGAAACUACACAGGUUUCGAUAUCAAUGUCUGGGCAGAUGUUCCAGGUGAUGACAGCCCAAUGGCAGCCAAGCUGGAGGAUGGCGAGGAAGGACCAUGGCGAUUUGAAGAUUGGGAGAAAAUGCGUGAGAAUCUAUCGCCCGAGAACAACACUGGCAUAGUUGGUGUACGACUUGAGGGAAGUGGCUUUGAUAGCGUCAACAAGAUUGCCGUCAAUCGAGAGGGUGAGUACUUGUACAGCCUCCGACCUCGCAAGGAUCAAAUUCUCCAUCGUCUUCUGGUUGAGAUCACACUGGGUGCCGACAACGUCAAGUACAUCACCUUCCGCUCUCCUCUUUUAGUUGAGAACAAGACUCAAAUUCCAGUUGAGUUGGGAGUUUUUGAUGCACAAGAAGGUCACCUUUUGAAGAUCGAAAAGAUUGCUCCUGGGGAAAGUCGCCCUGCCCCUGUGGGUGCGGCGUUCUUGAAGUCCCUACUUGUCAGACCAGAUCAAGGCUUUGGGUACUCGUGGUCAACCGAAUCACUAUGGUGGAAAGACCUUCUCAAACGACCUACGAGAACUAUGAUUUGUAAAGGGGAACAGGACAAGAGCACUCCACCUUUCUAUUUCCAGAUGCAUGCAACCAUUGACAAGACAAAUCCUCUCACAAGCAUCUACCCCUACAUGAGAGUCCGCCUUUCUGCACCUGUGGAACUGGAGAACCUGCUACCUUAUGACUUCAAAUAUCGGAUCUAUGACAAGAACACGAAGAAAGAUUGGACUAACUUCCUACGUAAGGGCGGUCUUAGUCCAGUUCACGUCGUUGAGCUUUCUCAUCUUCUGCUUCUGAGUGUUGAUAUGCAAGACACAGUGUUCAAGUCAAGCGAGUUCGCCAUCAUCAACUCAAAUAAUCAGGAAGACUUCAGACGAGAGUCGACGCUGGUCUGCAAAGACAACGACAAUCUGGCGCUGAACCUCCGACUCCACUACUUCAAGAUCCCUGAUAGCGGUGGCGCAUUCCGAGUUACUGUCUUCAGUCCCUAUGUGAUCUUAAAUAAGACGGGAUUGGACAUCAACGUUAAGGCAAAGUCACUUCUUCAACAGGCGAAGACUGCUGCUGGCCAGAAUUUUCACACUGAUCCAGCCGAUACCCAGCGACGAAAAGCCCUUCCUUACAUGUUUGCUUUCGGUGCAGAUGAUCAACGAAAUCGAGUUCUUCUCAAGGUUGGAGAAUCCAAUUGGAGCAAGCCGCAGAGUUUUGACGCUAUUGGAUCAACUGUCGAUGUUAUUUUGCCAUCAUCCACAAAGAAUACUGAGAUCCACGUUGGAAUCACAAUUGAACCUGGUGAGGGCAAGUACAAGAUGACCAAAGUCGUCACUUUGGCCCCGCGAUUUGUGCUCAAGAAUCAAAUGAACGAAGAGAUCAACGUCCGGGAACCAGGCUCUUCCGAACUCAUGACCAUCAAGCCAAAGGAGCUGCAACCGUUACACUUCUUACAGAAGACUUCUCUGAAACAGUUGUCUCUAUGUUUCCCUGGAUUGAACAAUCAAUGGUCAUCUCCAUUUAAUAUUUCGGAUCUUGGCACAACUCACAUCAAACUUGCAAAGGCCGGGCAGCGCCAGAAGCUCAUACGAGUGGAAGUUCUGAUGGAAAAUGCAACCAUUUUCCUCCAUCUCAGCUCCGAAACUAAGAACUGGCCAUUCUCCAUGCGGAACGAGAGUGACACCGAGUUCAUGUUCUUCCAGGCGAAUCCAAACAUUGAUGACGAAGAGACUGAGGAUCGAUCUGGGUGGCGUCCAAUCCGCUAUCGACUACCACCUAGAAGCAUCAUGCCAUAUGCGUGGGAUUAUCCAGCUGCUAAGCAUAAAGAGCUUAUAAUCAAUGCCAACGGUAGAGAACGACACAUCAAACUUGCAGAGAUUGGUAAUUUGAUUCCGAUGAAAGUCCCAGCUCCACAAAGUACAACAGGUUCAAGAGAAGCGAAGAUUAUCGACUUGAACGUGGCAGCUGAUGGCCCUACACAAACCUUGAUCUUGUCCAACUACAAAGCCUCGAAGAGUUUGUACAAGCAGAAAUCUCGGUCGGAAUCAUCCACCAGCGUCGCUGGCGGCUUCGAAGUCAAGGAUCAAGACACUGGUGUGACCUUCAGAGCACAGCUCAAGCUGGCUGGCGUCGGCAUAUCUCUGGUCAAUGCCCAGCUGAAGGAGCUAGCAUAUGUCACCUUCAGAGAUAUAUCUCUCAAGUACGCUGAAUCACCGCUGUUCCAGACCAUCACCGCCGGUAUCAAAUGGAUACAAAUCGACAAUCAACUUUAUGGCGGCAUAUUCCCCAUGAUCUUGUACCCGAGUGUGGUCCCAAAGAACACCAAAGAGACAGAGUCCCAUCCGUCAGUGCACGUCAUGUUCACUCGAGUCAAGGAUGAUUCAUAUGGUGUGCUUUACAUCAAGUAUGCUACAAUCCUGCUACAGCAAAUGACUCUUGAAAUCGACGAAGAUUUCGUGUACGCCCUCCUUGACUUUUCGAAAGUGCCUGGUGCAAGCUGGUCCGAGACGCACGAGGGCGUACUCUGCGACGAGAGCCUGGACAUUCCGGAGCCCACGCAAGAUCAGUCUGGUCAGGAUAUGUACUUUGAGCUGCUCAAUAUUCAACCUAUGCAGCUCGAUUUAUCCUUCGUCCGAACAGACCGUGUCAAUGUUGAAGACAAGACAUCGUCACGAAAUCCUCUAAUGUUCUUCCUGAAUGUCCUCACAAUGGCCAUCGGCAAUAUCAAUGAUGCUCCUGUCCGCCUAAAUGCCCUAAUGCUGGAGAACGCAAGAGUAUCAGCCGCCGUCCUGCUGCAGAACAUGUCCAAUCACUACUCACAAGAAGCACUGUACCAAGUACACAAGAUUCUUGGUUCAGCAGAUUUCCUAGGAAAUCCCGUCGGUCUUUUCAACAAUUUGAGUUCCGGUGUCGCAGAUAUUUUCUACGAGCCAUACCAGGGGUUCAUCAUGUCCGAUAGACCUGAGCAACUGGGAAUCGGUAUUGCAAAGGGUGCCACAAGCUUUGUCAAGAAGUCAGUAUUUGGUGUCUCAGACAGUUUCUCCAAGGUCACUGGUAGCAUUGCGAAAGGUCUUGCCGAAGCUACAAUGGACAAGCAAUUCCAGGAUCGUCGCCGAAUGACCAGAUCACGAAAUCGUCCUAAGCAUGCGCUUUAUGGUGUGACAGCUGGAGCGAACUCCUUCGUAAGCAGUCUCGCUAGUGGAGUCGGUGGACUUGCACGCAAGCCUCUCGAAGGUGCUGAGCAAGAAGGUCUCACUGGGUUCUUCAAGGGUGUCGGAAAGGGAGCACUUGGAUUCGUCACCAAACCAGCUAUUGGUGUCUUUGAUCUUGCAUCGAACGUCAGCGAAGGAAUACGUAACACCACGACAGUGUUCGAUGGGGACGGACUUGAUCGUGUGCGUCUUACGCGCUUCAUCGGCACAGAUGGUAUCGUACGUCCAUACUCUCAACGUGAAGCUCUCGGACAGUUCUGGCUCAAGCAGCUCGACAACGGAAAGUACUUCAACGAGCAGUACAUCGCACAUCUCGAGCUUCCACGCGAGGACGUGGUCGUAAUGUUGACCUACAGCCGCAUCAUGCUCAUCAAGAGUAAGAAGCUUACUUCGGAGUGGGACGUUCCUCUGAAGGAGAUCCAGACAAUCAGUAAAGAGAGAACAGGACUGAGCCUGACGUUGAGAGGCGGGACAAAUGGACCCUUCAUACCUGUUGCUGAGGAGAGUAGUAGAAACUUCCUGUAUAGGAAGAUUGGUGUUGCUGUCAACGAGUUUAAUAAGAAAUACAAGGCUACGGAGUAGACGUAGUCGCGGACGAAGGGAAAUGGGUGCUUGGAAUGAUUAGAUAGAUACACGAUUGAUAUGACGAUGAUGGGAAUGAGAUGCGAGCGUUGGACUUUUUAGGCGUGGUAGAUAUAGCAUACAUAUAUGGAG